AUGAUCUUCCUCGAGGCUGCUAACAAAAUCAUCCAAGAAGUGCUCACCAAGCAAUUUGAUCCAGCCACAAGAUCUGGAGUCCGUGUGAACGGAGGUGAUUUCGAUGGAACUAAAUUCGUUCUUGAAACUGAUGCUGGAAACAAGAACAUUCUCAACUUGUCCGUCUAUGUUCACGGUGAAAAGGUGUUCACAAAAUAUGGUGGUAUUGAUUUGUUGAAGAAGACACUUCCUGGAUUGACUGUUCAAUCUCCUGGUCUCAAAGUUGAGGAUCAAGUUCACACUUUCACCAUCACUAUUGAUGUUGAAAAGGAAGAGAAGAAUAAGGCAAAAUGGUUGCAAGAAAUUCCACGUUGCAAGACCACCUACAUGAGUGCUGUAUUCUUACAAGCUAUGGAAAAGCAUACAAAGGGUGAGACUAUGGAACCAAUUCAAAUUCCAUAUAGACCAGAUGAGAAUAUCUAUCUUAUCAGUUAUAAGGGCAAGUCAUUGGUUGCAGUUUACAGUAUUUUGUUCCGUGAUCCUGAUGAUGUUGUUUUGGCAAACGGAUUUUUGUGUGAAUUCAAGGAUGCCAAGAAAGAUCGUGCACUGAACGCUGCACCAAAUAUGAACUUUUCACAAGGCCAAUUGGCUGGUGAGUUGGUUGAUGUUAAAUCAGUCACUGAGCCACGUGAUGAAAGAACCUUGAAAAAGGAAGGAUGGGGAUUUGUUUCAAUUAGUUUAUUGGAUGUUCAGUUAAAGGCUGACAAGCAAAUGAAUACUGCUGAAUUAUUGAUUGGUUUCCGUUCCUAUUUGCACUACCACUUGAAGUGCAUGAAGGCUUACAUGCAUAUUCGUAUGAGAGAACGUGUCGAGAAGUUGAUGCAAAACUUGAAUGCUGCAAAGGACUUGAGCGGUAAGAAGACUGAGAAGAAGACUAUGUCUGGUAAGACCUUUAAACAGAAUUAG
This is a messenger RNA of Naegleria lovaniensis, 945 nucleotides long. RefSeq lists its product as uncharacterized. Gene Ontology annotation, cellular component: actin cytoskeleton; Arp2/3 protein complex. Gene Ontology annotation, biological process: actin filament polymerization; Arp2/3 complex-mediated actin nucleation. The transcript is spliced from 2 exons. Bases 1 to 945 code for a protein of 314 amino acids. NCBI's taxonomy places the organism in Eukaryota, Heterolobosea, Eutetramitea, Acrasida, Naegleriidae. The record is from RefSeq and is a predicted model, not a curated record. Gene Ontology annotation, molecular function: actin filament binding; structural constituent of cytoskeleton.